This is a messenger RNA of Prunus armeniaca (apricot), 504 nucleotides long. The record is from the annotation of a GenBank genome assembly. Lineage: Eukaryota; Viridiplantae; Streptophyta; Magnoliopsida; Rosales; Rosaceae.
AUGCACGGGAGGAGUAAGCAUAUUGAUGUUAGAUUUCAUUUUCUUCGAGAUCUUGCCAGAGAUGAAGUCAUUAAACUAGAACACUGUCCAAGCAAUAUGCAGGUGGCUGAUAUUCUAACUAAGCCAUUAAAGUUGGAGGCUUACAUAAGGAUGCGAGAAGCACUUGGGAUUUGUUCGAGUUCGAGAAGAUCUCUUAAAUUUAGGAGAUGUGGUCAUGUGAUCGUACAACAGGUCAUGGAGUCGUGCAAAAAACUAACACCAAAGCCGAGUUCCGCUGGCCCAAGUGGUCUCAGACUGUGUGAAAUAGUGGUUCCAAGACACGCUCAAGGAGGCCAAGGUGGGUCAAAUGUAUUACAGCGGCUUGGCGUUUCUAGAGAAGCCAAAAAGGAAGUGGAGAAGAAGGUGUUUGUUGUUGAUGGACGGGAAGAGUCUGAGAUUACCCUCAACAAAAGCGGCACGUGCCAUACACAUGGUGUUUUUGAUAGACAUUGGAUGGAAUUAUGA